This is a messenger RNA of Mya arenaria, 1359 nucleotides long. Its product is annotated as perlucin-like. The transcript is spliced from 10 exons. Lineage: Eukaryota; Metazoa; Mollusca; Bivalvia; Myida; Myidae. The record is from RefSeq and is a predicted model, not a curated record. Bases 538 to 1278 code for a protein of 246 amino acids.
ACUCCACCAACUUCCUUUACGAGCUCUACAAGACCGACACAAAUCACAUCUACAACGCCUCCACAAUUGGCAUCUUCGUCUACCUUAUCCGCAGCAACGCACGUUUCUUCUACACCAACUGUUACUUCUACUGCCGUGUUAACAACAACCGCUGUAGCUACUACUUCAGGUUCAACUACCACAACUACACCAGCAACUAUGCCCACAACGACCUCAACGCCAACUCGCUUAACGACAACAAUGACAACGCCAACAAUUCAGCCUUUAACGACCCAGAUACAAACAUGUGACAAUGGAUGGGAAAUGCGCUCAGCUUCAUGUUACAGUUUCCACACAAACACUAGGAAGAAUUGGGGAGAUGCCCUGAAUUCUUGCCGAUCCCAACAUUCACAUCUCGUUAUUAUUGAAACGGCAGACGAAGACCAAUACAUACGCCAGAGGUUAAGCGCCAAGAUUGAUACAAGUAACAACGACGAUACGGAUACUGCAGUUUGGGUGGGAGGUACCGAUAAUGACAGGGAGGGUCAAUAGGAGUGGAUGAAUACAAUAACUGGAUCACGUGACAGAAUCACAGGGUACACCAACUGGUUACCGGGAGAACCGGACUCAGGCGAUGGCGAACAUGACGAGGACUGUAUGACAUUGGUGGGCAACCAUGGCUUUUUCUGGCAAGACCACAAGUGCAACCAACACAUGUACUUCGUGUGCGAGAAACCAGUAAACAUACAUUCAGUAAUUGUCAGUACAACGGCAGCCCUCUCACCAUACACCGGACCGUCUACUGUUCAUCCGCAACAACAUAUUACCAGCAAACCCUACUGUGGAGCAUGGGAGCAGCAUGCAAAUUCCUGUUAUUUGUUCCACACAGGAGAUAGACAAACAUGGAACAGCGCAAAUAACUACUGUGCGAUCCAUAACUCCCACCUGGCAAUCAUUGAUACUUCUGAUGAGGACCAUUUUAUCGGAAACGUCUUUAGGCAACGCAUUAGUACCAAUCACCACCAUGAUUCAGACAACGGGGUGUGGGUCGCCGGAAAUGAUGGGGACAGUGAGGGAACAUGGCGGUGGACGGACGCUGCGACCGGAAAUAGCCAUCCUGUUCAAGGGUACACCAAUUGGCACCAUGGAGAACCGGAUGCGGGGGAUGGUGACCACGACGAAGAUUGUAUGUGUCUGAUCGGUAACAAAGGAUUUGAAUGGCAAGAUUACAGUUGCGACAAACACAUGUUCUUUGUCUGUGAAAAAACUGCCAUCAGAAUUGCACCUCUGGUUGGCUGACGUCGUUGCAAUUGCUAAUUUUGUUUGUAUUCAUCAAUAAAUGGCUCUAUUGCUGCGGCUAUAAGUGGGUUCAUCUAUGAA